AUGAUGAGGACGGCGGCGGUGCUCCUCCUCCUCUGCCUUUUCGCCUUCGCCGGCAGCGGCCGGGGCGGAGCGCGGGCCGCGGCCGUAUGGGCGGAGGGGGUCAGAGAGACGGCGGCGGUGGAGGUGGACCCUGCCUGGCGGUUCGCUAGCCCGCGGCUGCGGGACGCGUACGUCGCGCUGCAGACGUGGAAGCAGCAGGCCAUCUUCUCAGACCCCAAGAACCUCACCGGCAACUGGGUGGGGCCCGGGGUCUGCAGCUACACCGGCGUGUUCUGCGCGCCCGUUCCGUCGUCGGGCGAGCUCGCCGUCGCCGGCGUCGACCUCAACCACGGCGACAUCGCGGGCUACCUCCCGUCGGAGCUCGGCCUCCUCUGCGACCUCGCGCUGCUCCACCUCAACUCCAACCGCUUCUGCGGCCUCGUGCCCGACACCUUCCACCGCCUCGUCCUCCUCCACGAGCUCGACCUCAGCAACAACCGCUUCGUGGGCGCGUUCCCGACCGUCGUGCUCGACCUCCCGUCCCUCCGGUUCCUCGACCUCCGCUUCAACGAUUUCGAGGGCGGCGUGCCGCGGGAGCUCUUCGACCGCCCGUUCGACGCCAUCUUCCUCAACCACAAUCGCCUCCGCUUCCAGCUCCCCGACAACUUCGGCAAUUCGCCCGUGUCCGUCAUCGUCCUCGCCAACAACCACUUCGGCGGCUGCCUCCCGGCGAGCCUCGGCAACAUGUCCGACACGCUCAACGAGAUCCUCCUCAUCAACAACGGCCUCAGCUCGUGCCUCCCGCCGGAGGUCGGGAUGCUCCGGGAGGUGACGGUGUUCGACGUCAGCUUCAACGCUCUCGCAGGGCCGCUGCCGCCGGAGGUGGCCGGGAUGCAAAAGGUGGAGCAGCUCGACAUCGCGCACAACCUGCUGUCGGGGACCGUGCCGGAGGCCGUGUGCGACCUCCCACGGCUCAAGAACUUCACCUUCUCCUACAACUUCUUCACCGGCGAGCCGCCGUCCUGCGCGCGCGUCGUGCCUGCCGACGGCGACCGCCGGAACUGCCUCCCCAACCGCCCCGCCCAGCGCAUGCCGCAGCAGUGCGCCGCUUUCUCUGCCCGCCCACCCGUCGACUGCGCAGCUUUCCAGUGCAAGCCGUUUGUCCCACCUCGGCCACCCCCACCGCCAGCAUACCCCGGCCCGUUGCCACCAGUAUACCCCAUGCCAUACGCGUCGCCGCCGCCGCCUCCACGUUACCGAUGA
This is a messenger RNA of Triticum turgidum subsp. durum (durum wheat), 1242 nucleotides long. Lineage: Eukaryota; Viridiplantae; Streptophyta; Magnoliopsida; Poales; Poaceae. The record is from the annotation of a GenBank genome assembly.